AUGCCGCUCCGACGGCCGAGUACCUCGGGAGACGGUCACUCCGUCGCAUCUUCGUCGCCUUCAUUUUCUUUAGCGGGUACCAAGCGCCGCUUCCCGCUCCUAGGCCGGAAAAAGACCCGAAAUUCGGACCUCCCCCGGCCGUCGUCUGUCGUAUUGCCUUCAACUUCAUCUUCUCAGACUCAGAAGCUCGCCAACGUCAAGCCCGGCCUCCGAGUACACGUCCAGGUCAAGUUUGAGAGCCCAAUCGGCACCGAGCACGUACGCGACUAUGAGGCCUCACCCCAGCUGAAGGCCUCGGAUCGUAUCUGCCAAGCGCUGCUUUCGCGCCUCCAGCAUUGCUCUGCAGAGCUUAUCACACGCCACGAUUCUACCGCUCUCGACCCACUCCGCAAGCCCCAUCGUGAUGUCAAGCCACUGCGCUAUCGCAUCACAUACCGCGUGGAACGCGAUGGCCUCAUUCUUGUAGAAAAGUCGCUACGCUCUUUUCAGGAGUACGAGCUGACACAUGAUGACGCUCGCGAAGUUGUCAAUGCUACCGACCGCAUUGUUGGCUUGUUUUUGGUGCGCCAUGAUCCCGGCUUCCGGUGGUCUGACGCUGCCGAUCCCGAGCCGGCCAACGCCGAGUCCGAAACUGUCCGGCCGUGCACCGGCCGACCGCAAUCCACCGCCUGCAUUCCCCGAUCCCGGUUCGCCAACGACACUCAAUCUUUCGAACUCGUCUCGGGCUAUGCAAUUGAGCUCUUUUUGCGCAGUCGCUGUGCCACCCGCUACCCAGAGAACCGGAAUGCUUCUAUCAAGAUUGAUAGUCGCCAGCCUUCCCCCCUGACCCUCCUUCUCGGCGAGGAGCUGAUGACCCGGGUAUCCAACCUCGUAAUUGACCCUGUCGACUCUUGUAAGCGCAAAUUCGAUAAGCGCCACAAGACUUGCAAUGGGUUUGAGGGUAGCGGUGGUUGCACCCACACUGAGGAUGGAGCUGUCGACAUCAUGGUCAAGGUUCGCAACAACCUUGGCCCCGAUUACACAUACUUUUCCCAUCGCAUCCAAACAAGCAAGGUCUUGUUCAAUGAUCCUCAGGGUCGCGACUUUGAUGAGUUCGCCAACCAGGUCAAGGCCAAGCUAGAGAAAGCUCGCGAUAUGACUGACAAGUCUAUGCGUUCUCUGGAUGACCUCACUCUCACUAUCCGUGAACUUCGUGGAAAGAAUUGGUCUGUCCACGAACCCCUUGUUGUUCGACUUGACCACUCGGUCACUUAUUGCCGUCAAACCAUUGAGGCUGUCAUGGAGCGCCUUCAGACUGGCAUCAGCAACGUGCUGGAGCACCAUGAGGAUGCACUCGCCACCAUGACCGUUCACAAGCGAGGCCACCUCAUCUUCGAUGGCUUCCUUGACGGUGCUGGCGGGGAUGAUAGUAUUCCUCUGGAGAAGUUCGCCUCUCCUGAUUUGGAGAGAAAGGCCCUCGAGGCUCACCUGAAGGAGCGCAUCCGUUCUGAUAUCACGAUGCUGUGCAAGGACACUUGCGCCAUUGACUGUCCCGACACGCUACCAAACCUGCGUCUCAAGUCAAGAGGUGCUGCUGCCUCCUCCAUCGGAGCGGCAUCGUCCAUUGUACCACCUCCAUCAAUUGGAGCUACGUCGUCAGUUGCGCCCACCCCCUCGCUGACCGCUUCUGCCUCACUCCCCCGACCCGAGUCUGAGGUCUCCAUGUCGGGAUCUCUGGGCAGCUCCCGCUCCGAGCAUACGCUGUCAAAGAAGAUUGGCCAGACGAACUUGAGAGAUAGCCCCCAGGCUCCUCCCUCGCCGGCAGCUCCUUCGCCUGACCUGCGCCGAGUACCGUCUGGUCUCGAGAUGGCCAAGAAGAACGGUUACAUGGCCGAUUUCGCAGACGACGAGAACCAGUCCGAACCCCCGUCUACUCCGAGCUUGGUGGAUACUGAUAGCAUCAGCCCCCGAGACAGUAUCGUUGUAACCCCCAAGUCCUCGCGUGCUUUGGCCCAGGACCAGUCCAACGAGGGACUUCGAAUCAUUGACGACGGACGUAGGAUCAUCUACCAAGAGCAGUCCGACAUGGACGCCAUUGCUAGCGGAGUGGUCCAAUUCCAUCGUCCUAUCAACGACGACGACGAGCCCAUCCAGCUCACAAAAGAGCCUCCGAUCGAGUCCCCGGAAAGAAGAGCGGCUCGCCGAUCUCUUGAUACUCGCAUGCCCGACCUCUCUGGCGGCCUGGACUCUCCUUCGGCUGAGCCUAAGAGGGAUGACGCCCCUGCCGCUCCUGAGAAGGAGUCUGUUGACUUGGUGGUGCCUCAGGUUGUCGAGCCUACCGAAGCUCCCGCUUCAACUGCCCAGAAGAAUGAGACACCUCACACUUCUCAAGAUGAGCAGUGGGAGAUGGUUGAUGCUCGCGAUGCUCCAUCAGACCCGCAGGCUAUUGUGCCUCACACAAGAUCUGAGACGAGCUUCGGCACCACCCCUCCAGCCAGCCUUCCUGCUGAGAAGACUGAGGUGGAUGAGAAGGAGUUGGCCAACGAGUCUGAAGUGCAAACUCCAAAGGCCAACCCGGUCGCUCUUGAGGUUACAGAAAGCGAUAACGCCUCGAAGGAACCUCAGGAAGAGACUGUUCUCAGUGACUUCCCCAAGCCUCCCUCAACUCAUUCUCACGCCGAGGAGCCUCAGUCUAAGGAGCCUACCGAGCCAGUUGUGGAGGCUUCCACUGUUGAUGCACCCAAGCAGGAGCCUUCCGAGGAGCCCGCUCAGGAGAAGGUCGUCGAGUCCGAGGGGGCCGUAAUUCCUGAGGAACCCAAGGAAUUGUCUCACAAGGCUGAAGAGGCCCUGCCUGAGACGGUUCGAGGAUCCAGCGACUCCGGCAUCUCUAUGGAGGAGCAGGCCAAGGAGAUAGCCAAGGAGGACAAGGUUCAAACGCCUGCCGUUGCUGAAAGCGCCGAGGCGGAAUCCUUGCCUUCAGUGCAAGAAACCCUUGCUGUGCCUGCUGCCGAGCAAGCUUCUGAGACUGAUGCCCCCAAGGUCGAAAUCACCGAGUCUCCUGAAGUCGCCCAGGAAAUGCUUGCAACUCCCCUUGAGACAGUUCUCGAGGAAAUCCCUGACUCAGCUGUCACUGAUGGAUCAGAGUCCCCCAACCUGGAGCCCUCGUCGGCUCUCCGCGACGGACGUGGUGAGCUGCCACGCAUCGCCUCGGCUCCUCUCAACGCGCUCCCCACGUCUGACUACUUCAGAACGCCUCCUGCGUCCGAGAAGGACCAAGCACCAGCCCCUCCUUCGAUUGAUAGCUCCAACCUUCCCCUGGUACUUGCUCGUCCUCGUCCCCGUACCAACACUCUCCCUUCGCGCCGUUACUCAACCGCGCUGACCCUCGAUAUCGAGGCUGAACCUUUCCACCGCGACGGCGAUGAAUCCCCCACCGGUGAGCCUCCCAAGAGUGCCAGCGGUGUGUGGAACAAAGAUUUGGGCCACCGCCGCCAGCCCUCAGCUGGCUCAGUUGGCUUUGUCGGGCUACAGGAUCAGCGACGCCUACACAGCGUCGGCCUCCGUAGCGCCCUGAUGCCCUACCGCUGGCAAGGAAUGCAACAGCGUGGACAGGGCGUCUGGGAGGGACGACCCAGCACCUCGCACAGCCAGGUUUAGAUUCGAUCUCUUGGAUGAUGCGUGGGUAUUGAUUUAAGCCACUCGUUAGACUUUUAGUUCAAGACA
Molecule: messenger RNA, 3702 nt
Organism: Fusarium vanettenii 77-13-4
Lineage: Eukaryota; Fungi; Ascomycota; Sordariomycetes; Hypocreales; Nectriaceae
Exons: 4
Coding region: 1-3636 (1211 amino acids)
Source: RefSeq, a predicted model, not a curated record